UCCAAACAGACCAAACGGUCAACGCACAAUUUGAUAUUACGUUACGCACAGUUGAAAGUUGAAAGUUGAAAUAUUCAUGUCUACGCUCUUUUUUUAUAUUUGUACUAAAUUUGUGUUAACGAAAAUCGAAAUACAUAAAAUUUUUUCCAUUUCUGUGUGCGUGUUUAAAACUUAAAAUAAACUUAUUAACAUAUUCGGCGUAUCGUGUUCAUGUACAAUGUACUGUAGUUGUGUGCGUUUAUAGCCACUAUUGUUAGUGGCGAAACUGCAUUAGAAUUGUAUUUUAUUUGAUCUUAAGGUUAUCCACUCAUUACAAUAUCAUAAUGAGCCAGUCCAUAUCUGAUGAUUUGCUUGAGGAAAAUACAUUUGAUUGGAAUAAAUAUCUUACAACAAAAUAUGCAGAAAAGGUACCUGAAGAAUUUUUUCAUCACAUUUGUAAAAGUGAACUGAAUGGAAUUGAAGCGGGCUCAAUCGUAGAGAUCGAAAAUGAUGAUCAAAGUGGAUAUUGGUAUGCUAUUGUAGGUUCAUCUAAGGACGUUUUACUGAAUUUGCAUUAUUUUGGUGAUGAUAAUGAUCAACACAACUUUACGUUAGAAGUAAACUCACCACGUAUUCAUUCUUUAAAUUGGGGAAGUGAAAAUGAUAAAAAACUAGUACCUCCUUAUCCUGAAAGAUUCUCACGUUUUUCAAACCCAAAAGUUAUUAAAGAAAAAGUGGAAGAUUGUGAGCAUGUUGUAUCGAACGCUGUAUUACAGAUGGGAGGUACUCCAAUUUUUAAUAUAUUCAAGUGUGACAUGUUAGUAGAAGUUCAAGAUAAAGAAUACCCUUAUCGUGUUUGGAUUUCAAAAGUACUCAAAAAUAUAGGAGGAAGGUUACUCUUACAAAUGCAAGGAAUAGAAAGCCCUGAAAAAGAACCAUUUUGGUUAUUUUAUUUAAAUGAACGUGUUUUUCCAUUAGGAUGGGCAGAACAAAAAGGACUUCCAUGGAGAGUAAUGAACUUAGAUGCUGAUUUAGAAAACUGUAUCGAUUCUAGUGUAUUACUGAAUGUGUUAAAGCCAAAAACUCCAGAACAACACAGUUACAAAGUUGGAGAAAUGUUGGAAGUAAUAAAUCCUUAUUCAUUCAUGAUAUUUUAUGUUGCUACAAUUGUUAAGAUCUAUGAUAAUCGUUAUUUUAAAGUUGAAGUGAAUAAUGAAAGUGAUAUAAGCAAACGUAUCAGUUUUGUGGCUACAAAAGAAAAUCCUUAUUUAUUUAAUGCAGGUUGGGCAAGCAAACACAAAUUUUUGCUAAAACCUCCGUCUGAUUGGGAUCAACCAUAUAAAUUUUCUUGGUCAAAAUAUGGCAUAACAAAGAAUUUAAAAUUUGCUCGUGUAGACAAUUCAUGCAGGAAAAAUAUCAAAAAUGUUCAUGUCGGUAUGAAACUAGAAGCUGUUGAUCCUUUGAAUACUGAUUGUAUUCGUGUAGCAACAAUUAAAGGAUUUGCUGAUCAUUGGAUGUUUUUAUCUUUUGAUCGUACUAGUUGUCGUCAAGAGUUACUACAUGUGCGUUCAGUUUAUUCAGAUGAAGUUUUUCCAGUUGGUUGGUGUAAUAAACACAAAUAUUCUUUGAGUGCCCCAAAGUUUCCAUACAAUGAUUCUAAUGAUUUUGAACAUUGUUAUUAUUCAUCAGAUGUUGAUAUUGACUUAAGCCAAUCAGAACAAGAACAUUUCACAAAAUAUCCUCAUUACCUAAAAGGAGAACUCUUUUAUCAUUUUGACAAUAAAGAUAAAAUACAUUUUGAUGAUGGUUUUGAAGAAUUUGUAGAAAGUAGUACUAUGAAUAAUGAAGAUUUUGAAAUAGAAAAAUCUUUAAUUUCAAAAAUAGAUACUAUAAAAGAAAUUAAAAGUGAUAAUGAGAAUGAAACUGAUAAUGAAAAUUAUGAUGAUGAUGAUGAUGAUGAUGAUAAUAAGGAUCAUAUUUUGGAUAUUAAAGACGAGCCUGAAAUAGAUAAUGAAUUUCAUGAUGCAUUAUUUUUUGAAGAGAAAGUUCUCGAUAGACAAGAAAUUAUUAAAAAUGUACAAGAAGUAAUGAAAUGUGUUGAAGAAGUUAAUAAUAAAAAGUGGAAAAAAGUAAAUCGUGUUGAAACAACAAUAGAAAGUGUAAUUAAAAAUUCAACAAAAAAGUCUUCUAUAAAUUCUACAAAAAUGUUUUCUAAAAAUAGCUAUAAAAUGUGUAUUUACUUUAACAAAGAUUGUUAUCCUGGUGGCCAUGUAGUAAAAAAAAAAAUUCCAAGAUUACCAGAUACUAUUGGUCCCGGUCCUGUAUCCAAAGUUUUACAGGAAGCAAUAAGAGUAUUUGUUGAUUUAGACUAUUUUCCAUGGAAUGCAUUAAAGAAAAUUAAGAAUAUUCAAAAUAUGUUAUUUAACGGACCUGGUGGUGUUGAAAUGGUGAUAAGCACUGCUGCAACUAAAACUCAUCCUAAAACUUUUCGGACUCUUCUUAUUCCUGAAUCUAGAAAAAUGGCUAAAACAUAUUGUUCUGCUCUUUGUAAUCUAUCUGGUAUGUGUGAAUUCUUUAUGACUACUGAUGAUUCAAAGUGUCCUCAUGGUUGCAAUACAAAACAUGAUAAACCUAAAGAUAGAGCAUCUAAAGAACAAAAUGAGCCAACUCGAAAAUCAAAAAAAAAAAAGUCUCUAUAUCAUUCUAAAAGGAAUAGACCUUUAGAACGUCAAAUAACAAAUUCAGAUAUUGCUAAAGUUGCUACAGAAGUAUUGGAUUGGUCAAAUAAACCUUUAGUUGCAAGGUACAAGUAUUAUAUGGGAAGUAUAAUCCAUUUAGAAGCACAUAUUUUUCGAUUAAACCAAAGUUAUACUGAACUGGAAUCAUCACUUGUAACUGAAAUUAUAGCAAAAAAAAAUGAUCUUAGAAUGAUGGAUAGUAUGAAUGUAUUCAAAAAUACUAAAAUUCAAUCCGAUCCUGUUGAUGAAGCUCGAUUUAAAGUUUUUGAUGAUUGGAAAACCACUUUUGAAAACUAUUACCGCCAUAAUCCAAGAUUUAAGAAAUAUAAAAUUGAUAUAGGUCAAAUAGAACCUAUCAAGAUCACAUCAAAUCCAAAAUUUUGGACUGCUGAAGAUGUUUAUAAGUAUGUGACAAAUGAUCUGUUUUGUAAAGAUGUUGGACUAAAAUUAUUUAAUGAGGAAGUUGAUGGAGUAGCAUUUAUGCUAUUAAAUGAAGAACAACUUUUACUGCGGUUAAGAUGUACGAUAAAUUUAGCAAUAAGAAUAAUGUGUCAUGUCGCUGAAGUGAAAUAUGUUUGUUUAACAAAAUAUUGUAAUGUUCAAGUUUAAUAAAUACUUGACAAAAAAUUUUUAAAUUGUACUUUAUUUAUUGUACUCUAUUUUAUUUUGUUAAUAGUUAUUUAGAAAAUAAAUGUGGCUUAUCUAGUUUAAAACUUAUUGACAAUAAUAAUAAUUGUUUUUAUUAUUUUAUUU
Rhopalosiphum maidis (corn leaf aphid) is the source of this 3470-nucleotide messenger RNA. Its product is annotated as scm-like with four MBT domains protein 1. NCBI's taxonomy places the organism in Eukaryota, Metazoa, Arthropoda, Insecta, Hemiptera, Aphididae. Gene Ontology annotation, cellular component: nucleus. The record is from RefSeq and is a predicted model, not a curated record. Gene Ontology annotation, biological process: regulation of DNA-templated transcription. The transcript has 17 exons. The coding region runs from base 324 to 3326 and encodes 1000 amino acids.